Molecule: messenger RNA, 3835 nt
Organism: Paralichthys olivaceus (Japanese flounder)
Lineage: Eukaryota; Metazoa; Chordata; Actinopteri; Pleuronectiformes; Paralichthyidae
Gene: flt3
Product: fms related receptor tyrosine kinase 3
Biological process (GO): multicellular organism development; positive regulation of kinase activity; cell surface receptor protein tyrosine kinase signaling pathway
Cellular component (GO): plasma membrane; signaling receptor complex
Molecular function (GO): ATP binding; transmembrane receptor protein tyrosine kinase activity; growth factor binding
Source: RefSeq, a predicted model, not a curated record
UGAUUGUUUUGUCACAGCUGCAAAAGUGCCAUGCAUUGUAACGCACCGUUUACAGUUAGGUCAAAUAUAAAAAAUAAAACAAAUAUUGCACGGUUCCCUGGAGGUCCACUUUGACCACUUCACUUACAGGAUUAGAGGCGCAACUAGACUGUUAACUGUUGACGUCACUACUUCCAGUUCCUCUGUUUAAAAGGUGCUUGAACUCAACUGGUUCAUCAAAGUGUGAGUCAGUGAUGAGGAUGUGAGCAGAGCAUCAGUGUGGAGGCAGACAAACACAAACAUGACUGCAGCUGUUCUCCUGCUCUGUGUUGUCGGGGUUCUCUGCUCAGCCAUCCUGUCAGCACAGAAUCUCUCAUGUGUCCCCAGUCAUGAGGUGGCAUGUCUGGAGCCAGCUAAUUACCUGAAGACAUCUGGAGCUGUCAGUGUAGACGUGUGCGCUGGUAUGAAACUCAUGGUUUCACUGCAGGGCCUCAGUGGAUACUCUGUCUGUCACUGGAUCAGAGGAGAACGCGUCGUAAUGACAGUGAGAGACUCGAUUGUCCCACCACAACCUUCUGAGGCUGGUCCUGGGGAGUACACACUGAGCUGUGAAACCAGUAAUGGGACCAGCUCCUCUGUGACUGUGUCUGUACGUGAAUUAAAGGAGCGUCCAACCAAACCACAGCUGAUGCUGCAGGACGUCAAAGAUCGAAAUUGGUCUCCUAACUUUGCCUGCAUCUCUGAAGGCUGUCCAAAGCCUACAAUCAAAUGGUUUGGAAAUAAAGUUGGAAUAAAUGGUCCUGCAAACAGUGAGAGAAGGGCAGAGAGCAAAAUAUCAAGUACUAAAUACGUGGCUGGAAGAAUGAUGUGCUGUGCCACUAAUGAAGAAGGACAAGAGUGCUCCCAACUUUAUCACUAUGAUCUAGAGCGAGAGCAAAUGGAAAAUGAGUUUUACAAUGUGACAGUGAGUCCCGGUCAGUCUUUACUCCUUCGCUCUCGGAUACAAGAGUAUAGACCUCCAUCACCUGUGUGGGAGAAAGGUGGCAAACUACUAGACGCCAGCACGCUAAAUUGCUCUUCUACAGUCGAGAAGAUCUGCAUUAAAAAUGACUUCCAUUUUGAAAAUGGAUUUGCCUACCUAUUCAUCAAGUCAGUCAGUGCAGAAGACGGUGGAACAUACACCUGCAGGAGUCCGAAACACAAAACUAAGUCUGUCUACAUUCACGUCCAGGCUGAAGGUUUCCUCUCUGUCCAGUUGGAUAAGCGUAAGAUCGUUCCAGCUCUGAACGCCUCCAGCUCCUGUUUGCAAGCCAAUGUUUCCUACCACCCUGUGCUCCAGAGUUGCUUCUGGGAGGCUCCUGAUAAAACCAUUAGGAAAUGCAGCACAGACGAAUGGGUGACGAAACACAGGAGUGUGCAGCUCUGCAAUUCACUAAAACCUGGAGAUUACAAGUUACACUUGGAGGCUGGAGGACAAAAAGAAACAAAGACCAUAUCAGUGUGUGUUGUCGAUGCACCAAAGUUCAGUUUUGGCUUCAGCAAAAUGAAUAAUACGGUCACCUUUGAGGCUGUGAGUCUUGUGCCAGCAAAUUAUACCUGGAAUUUUUGUUCUUCAGAGAAUGGCAGCUGUGAAGCAGAAUCUUCCUGGACAAACAUCCCCGAUACCUUUCAAGCAGACUCUGACGUUUCCUGUAACAAAACAACCAAGAGCUCACUGAGAAGUGACCAAGCGUCUGGACAAUAUAUAAGGUUCUGCCUCACAAACUCAGUUGGCUCCUGGUGCUCGAACUCGAUAUACAACCCACCUUCACACCAGGCCUCCACAGGUGCCAAACCUACAGAGAACAACAUGGUGCUGCUGAAAGUCGGCAGCUUCUUCCUGCUUCUGGCUUUGGCAGUAGUCAGUGUGGCUCUCAUGUACUUUGUGAAAAAGAAGAAACCCCAGUAUCAGCCCCAGCUGCAGAUGAUCCAGAUGGUUGGACCCAGCGACAACGAUUACAUCUACAUCAAUUUCAAGGACUUUGAAUACGACCAGAAAUGGGAGUUUCCUAGGGAGAAUCUGGAGCUGGGUAAUGAACUGGGCUCUGGAGCGUUUGGCAUGGUGGUCCGAGCUACAGCCUAUGGCAUCAACAAGCCUGGGGUGUCACAGCAGGUGGCUGUCAAGAUGCUGAAAGAGAAACACCAGACGAUGGAGAAGGAGGCGUUGAUGUCAGAGCUCAAGAUGCUGACUCACAUCGGUCACCACGGAAACAUUGUUAACCUGCUUGGCGCUUGCACCGAUUUAGGACCCAUAUACCUGAUUUUCCAGUACUGCUGUCAUGGAGACCUGCUGAACUACCUAAAGAACAACAGUGAGCGUUAUCACAAGUCUGUGACUGAUGCCUUCAACAAUGACCGUUUCAGCAGCUUGUACAACAACCUGCAGCCUCGCAAAAGCCACAGUGAGCUGCAAACAGCAAUGGACAGUUAUGUGCCCAUGUAUCGUGCUGCCACCAGGGGGCAGGAAGACAUCGCCCUCAGCUCAGGUGACAUGGAUGUUUACGAAGAGAUGUAUGCAAACCAAGAUGAUCAGACCGAGGAGCUGCAAGCCCUGACUUUUGAUGACCUGCUGAGCUUUGCCUUCCAAGUGGCCAAGGGCAUGGAGUUCCUCUCCUCCAAGAAUUGUCUCCACCGAGACCUGGCAGCUCGCAACGUAUUAGUGACAAAAGGCCGACUGGUGAAGAUUGGUGACUUUGGUUUGGCCCGGGACAUCGACAAUGACUGCAACUACGUCGUGAGAGGAAAUGUGCGUUUACCAGUGAAGUGGAUGGCACCAGAGAGCAUCUUUCAUGGGAUGUACACCAUGAAGAGUGACGUCUGGGCCUACGGCAUCCUGCUCUGGGAGAUAUUCUCACUCGGUGUCACUCCGUAUCCCGGGAUGAAGGUGGAUCACGCGUUCUAUUCAAUGAUUGAGAGAGGAUUCAAGAUGGAGUGUCCGUACUACGCCAAUGAGUCUGUGUACGGGAUGAUGUGUAAGUGUUGGGCCCUGGAUCCCUGUGACCGUCCUACUUUCUCCAAACUGGUGUCAUUCAUGUGUGAGCAGCUGAUGGACAGAGAGGAGAAGCUCUACCACAACAUCCUUGACCAGACGUCCAGCGAUUACCAGAAUGCACUGACCGUAUUGGACAUUUCUGCCUCUGCAAAGCAGGAGGAGAAGAAGACGCAGUCAGUGAAUGACUACUGUCAAAUCCAAGCAGCCCAAGAGAGCAAAGCAGAAAUGUCCGACACUGUGGCAGCUCAGGAGAAACUUUUGAAGCCAUCGGAUACAGAGUGAUCGCCUCUAACUGAAUGGAAUUUGUCAAAAACUGUUUAUACAAUAUUCUUCCUCUCAUUAUAACCCCACAAGUUACAGAAGAUAGUUCUUGUCUUUGUAAAUUAAUAAAAUAUAGUGGAAUCACACAUGUUCUCAAAUAAACUGAACAUACAUUUUAAUUGUGCUUUGCAUUCAAAUUUCAGCUAAUUACCAUGAAAACAAGCUCCGAACGUAAAUACAGUAUUUGUUUUAUUCUAUCAUGUUUUAUUGUGCAGCUAAAAAUUAAAGAGACAGUUUUCAGAAAAGGAUCCUAAAUAUUCUCUUGGCAAUAAUGAAGACAUGUAAGCUAUGACUUCACAGGUUUAUAAACUGGAGUCACUGAUCAACUUUUGCUAUCAAAUUGUACUAUAUAUAUAUGUAUACAACAUGGCAACAACCCCUUGUCUUAAAAUAUUGCAAUGAUUUUGUUGUGCUCUUAUUCUUGUAUCAGCAGCUACAUGGGGUUUAAAUCCCAUUUUUGUACACAUUUAUAUUUUUACAUUUAUUGACAUGUUUUGGCAUAGU